Molecule: messenger RNA, 5764 nt
Organism: Dicentrarchus labrax (European seabass)
Lineage: Eukaryota; Metazoa; Chordata; Actinopteri; Moronidae
Gene: rab3gap1
Product: RAB3 GTPase activating protein subunit 1
Exons: 25
Coding region: 126-3104 (992 amino acids)
Biological process (GO): positive regulation of GTPase activity
Molecular function (GO): GTPase activator activity
Source: RefSeq, a predicted model, not a curated record
GAAGAAGAGAGUACAUCCAUGUUCUGAACUGUGGGGGCAGUAAACCAUACGCAGCGUCUACAAUGCCGGAAACACAAAUGCAAGACGUGGACGAAGAAGAAGCAUAACAACAACAGGACACCAACAUGGCCGCUGACAGCGAUCCGGAGUCAGAGGUGUUUGAAAUCACCGACUUCACCACGGCGUCAGAGUGGGAACGGUUUGUGUCCAGAGUGGAGGAAGUGCUGAAUGACUGGAAGCUGAUCGGGAGCUCUGCAGGAAAGUUGUCCCCUGAGAAGGGAGAAUACACCAGUGGCACCUGGGGGGAGAAGUGUCAGGAUAUCAACUUUGCUGACUUCAAAUUCUACAUAACUCACCACUUCCUGAAACAAGAAUGUGAGAAGGAUGACGAGAAGGACAAGGUUGAGGAAGAUGCCUUCCCCUUGGCAAUGCAGGACCUUCUGUGCAUGAACAAUGACUUCCCUCCUCGAGCCCACUGCCUGGUCAGAUGGUACGGCAUACGAGAGUUUGUGGUCAUCAGCCCUGGAACCAACUGCGAAGCUAUCAUCAGCGAGUCCAAAUGCAAUCUGCUUCUCAGCUCCAUCUCCAUUUCCCUGGCCAACAGUGGCUGCCAGGUGCCCAUGUUUGUGCAGAUCCAGCAGAAGUGGAGGCGGAUGUAUGCCGGAGAGUGCCAGGGACCAGGUGUGCGCACUGACUUUGAGAUGGUCCACCUCCGCAAGGUGCCAAGCCAGUACAAUCACCUGUCUGGCCUGCUCGACAUCUUCAGGUCUAAGAUAGGUUGUACCCUGUCACCCCUACCUCCAGUCAACAUCACCAUCCGUUUUACCUACAUUCUCCAGGACUGGCAGCAGCAUUCGUGGCCACAGCAACCUCCAGACUUUGACACACUCCUUGGAGGUGAGGUGGGAGGGGUGGAGUUUGGGAAGAUACCAUUUGGAGCCUGUGAGGAGCCAAUCAGUGAGCUUCAUCUUGCAACCACUUGGCCUCACCUGACGGAAGGCAUAGUAGUGGAUAAUGACGUCUACAGUGACCUUGACCCUCUCCAAGCUCCUCACUGGUCAGUCCGAGUGAGGACAGCUGAAAACCCUCAGUGUUUACUGGGUGACUUUCUGUCAGAGUUCUUUAAGCUCUGCUGUAGGAAGGAGUCUACAGAAGAGGUUUUGGGAAGAGGAUCGGCUGAAGAUGAGGGCAAAGAAAAUAGUGACAUCAGCUCGGCUUUAAAUAAACUGACAGAGCCGGUGGCACCAGUGCCGAUCUCCAAACUCUCCGUCUCCAAUAUGGUGCACAGUGCCCGGAAACACAUCCGACGCCACCGACGCAUUGAUGAGUCACCACUCAACACUGAUAUACUCAACUCUGUCCUUCUGUACGUCUUUCCAGAUGCUGCUGUGGAGAAGUCAUCAGAGAAUAGCAAGAAUAAACCUGCACAGUCUAACGCCUGUGGGAAAGCCGAGCAGGAUAAAAACUCAGACUAUAACCUUUUUCUCCAGCUGAAGUCAGCACCCAUUGACAGUCUGACCUACCGGCUGGCGCUGUGUGUGUGUCUGGUAAACUACAACCACGGCGGGCUGCGGGCUGUCGCCCACCUUUGGCAGGAGUUUGUCCUAGAGUUGCGCUACCGCUGGGAAAACAACUACCUCAUCUACGGACUGGCUGGUGGACCUCCUGAUCUUCGCUGUUGCCUUUUGCAUCAGAAGCUCCAGAUGCUGAACUGCUGCAUUGAGAGGAAGAGGGCCAGAGACGAAGCUCGCAAGGUGCUGGAAGAAAGCAAAGAAAGAGAGCGCAAGGUGUCCGGCAGUGGUCAGAACGGCCGGCCCGCAUCGGAGUCUGCGACCGCAUCCGCAUCAAAGAAGGAGGUGUCUCCAGGGAAAUCCUGGGACUCGUGGAGCGACAGCGAGGAUGAGUUCUUUGAGUGCCUCAGUGACCAGGGGGAGAUAGAGGCUCCACACACUGAGGGAGAAAAGGAUGGCAGUAAAAGUAAAGCAGAGGGCAGACUGCACCCCUACAACAACAUGACUCUACUCAACUCUACAGAGCCUCUCUACAUUCCUGUCACACAGGAACCUGCUCCAAUGACUGAGGAUCUGUUAGAGGAGCAGUCAGAAGUACUGGCCAAACUGGGCACAUCAGCUGAAGGUACCCACCUCCGUGCCCGGAUGCAGAGUGCCUGUCUGCUCUCUGACAUGGAGUCCUUUAAGGCAGCCAAUCCAGGCUGUGUUCUGGAGGACUUUGUGCGCUGGUACUCACCCAGGGAUUACGUGGAGGAGGAGGUAGUUGAUGAGAAGGGUAACACAGUGGUGAAAGGUGAGCUUAGUGCCAGGAUGAAGAUCCCAGGCAACAUGUGGGUGGAAGCUUGGGAGACGGCCAGGGUCACACCUGCACGCCGCCAGAGAAGACUUUUUGACGACACUAAGGAGGCUGAAAAGGUUCUGCACUAUUUGGCGGUGCAGAAACCUGCAGACUUGACCCGACAUCUGCUGCCCUGCAUCCUCCAUGCUGCUAUUCUGAAGUUGAAGGAGGAAGAGGCAGUAGAAGACAUUCCAUCAGUCAGAAAAACCAUCCAACAAGCUACGAGUCAAGCCAGCAAGUUGCUGCACACCCCCAACUAUGACUACAAGAAGUUAGAGGAUUUCAUUAACCAGUUGAUGGCCAUGGAGACGGUCAUCACCCGAGCUCGCUCACUAAAGGCCAAGUUUGCCAUGUGUGAGGGUGAGAAGGUGGAGGACACAGAUGAACUAGAGACGUUUGUGAGCUCCCUGCUGGAGGAACCAGAGGUGGUGGUGGUCGGAGCUGGCCAGGGGCCGGCUGGCAGCAUCAUCCACCGUCUGUUUGUCAAUGCUCAGAGGCUGGCUGACUUCACCAGUGAUGAGGCCGCCCUCCUGGCACCACUGGAAGAAGACUCUGGCCGCGACAGGAAGCAGACUGCAGGAAGCAACAAAGUGCCUGACUUUCCUCCUCCGGCAGGCCGGGAGAUUCUGGUGCGGACGUGUGUCCCUCGGCCUGCGCCGUACUCCAAAGCUCUGCCGCAGCGGCUCUUCUGCGUGCUGAUGAGGGAGGAGUUCAGGCUGGCAGGGGCCUUCUCUUCAGACACUUCCUUCUUCUGAGACCAAAUGCCUAUUACACAGCAUUUCAUCUGAAACCAUGUCCCAUUUGCCGCUGAUGAUUAACACCCUGAGGCCAGAGCUGGAAGAGCGAUGAAGGACACAGGGUGGCACAUUAAAAUGAUUCAGUCUAUUUGUUGGUCCUCUGUUGGUUAAAGAGUAACUAAACCCCUAAACCACUUUUUCUGCUGAAAACUAACGUAUAUGGGUUUUAAUUUAGUAGCAUUGAUGAUCAAUUCAAGUCCAAAUCCAGUGUUUGAAUUCUACAUUUGGUGCUAUAAAUAUGUGUAGUGACCGCCCUCUACUGGUUGAAACACAGCUAUUGCAAUUGAAUUUCACUAUUGGCUGAUCUUGAGGCAGGUGUCAUAUGUGGAGGCAGCUUUCAUCACAAACCCCUCCUACCCGCCUGCUCCUAUAAAACCUCUCCCGACUCUGCAGACUGUGGCCUGCUAUGCAGCCGUAGCCUGACACUCCCCCUACGAGAGAGUUAGCCUCUUUGAGCUCUUCGGCAUCGGUUGCCAAGCUAGCAGUUGGCUAACGAUUACAGCACAGAAACUUAUACAAACUAUUAUGAAUGUGCUUCUAGUGACUGUUAGUGCUGUUUCCAGCACAGACAUGGACAGUGUGGCAGCAGCUGCUCAUGGCUAGUUAGCUUGGUUAGCUCUGAGCUGCUAGUUUAUGCUGCAUUCACAUGGAUUCAGGCAAAUGGUACAUGGCAGAUGGACAGCACCCUUGACGGCAAUACUGUGUACCAUUACCAGUAUUCUCUUCACCUCUUCGCCACUACACAGAAACUUUUACAAAAGCUGUGAAUGUGCUUCUAGUGACUGACGAAGCUCCAGCAGCUGCUCAUGGCUGGUUAGCUCAGUUAGCUCAGCUAGAGUACAGUCCCCAGUAGUCAGUGUGUCACUCUGUUACACACCCCAUAGCCACAAGGCCAUGCCCCAUAUUUCAUUCUCUUUUUUAAAAAGUGCUAGGAGGGAGGGAGCUAGCAAACUUUAGGGGUUUUGUUACACUUUAAUGAGUCUGUUUGUGUGCUUGUUCAAAAGUAGUGAAUGUUUUGUAUUCAGACAUAUGACAUAUCUGUGUUAGCUACAUAUCUCUGGCCUACAGACUAAUGAGUCCUGAAUACCAUUUUUUGGACUUCAAAGCUUCUAUGUUAAUCUGCUCACCUUGCUUUUCCCUUCAGCCCCCCCCCAUACACAGACACUGCCUGUCUCUCUCUCUGCACACACACUGCCUUUUUCUGUCUCUCUCUGACUGUCUUUCUCAGCGGUUUCAGCAUUAUGUUUUAAGUCACCCAAAAAAAAAUGCAUGUUUCAGAUUUUCCACCCAGCAGGUGACCUACAUGUGGAGGAGGCUUGUUGUUAAUGACAGAGCACAUCGAAAUGUUAGAAACCAACAUGGGACAGAACGCUCUACCAGGGCUGUGCUUGUAAAAUAGGCUAUCCCCCAUGUCUGCAUCUUCUAAUGAACAACCAGAUAACAUAUAAUAUCUCUUUCUCUCUGUUUCUCUUCAAAAUGCUAAAAUGGGUUGCCAGCUCUUAAAGCUGCAUUUUGUAACUUUUGUCUUAUUUGAAAACUUUCAUCAUCCUGACAGUAGUACACGAGACAGAUAAUCUGUGAAAAAAUCAAGUUCCUCUGGCUCCUCAUAGUGCUUUGGGUUUCAAUCCCAAGUAACAUCUAUGUGGGAAACACUGCUGGAUCAGGCUUUGAAAAAAAAAACAACAAAGUAAACCAAUACUGAUGUGGGCAUCGAUUACCAUGGCAACAGCUGAAGCAACGAAGCAUUUGAGUCAGCCCCACUAAUGAGCAUUGCUAUCUGUAAAAACAAGACCUAUUUUAUUUCACCUAAUUUGGUUCUUACUGCAUUGUGGUUAUUUCAAAAAAAGAAGAGAAAAUGGUAAAUAUUCUCAUCCACUCAAGUUGUGCACACAGAUUUCAUGUACUAGGACAGAAUUUACAAUUUCACUGGACACAAUAGCAAAUAUCAACUGCAAUUGUAUUAGCAUUUUAUAUUCAUUCAGUUGUCUGAUGAAAUGUGUUAAUGAAAUAGAACUAAUUUCCUCAGUCAGUCAGAUGAUUAGAACACUGGUGUGCUAUAAAAAUAUCUCACAAAAACCAUUCAAUUUACAUUCAGAGCUUCAUUUCUCUAAUUAUAAUAUAUUCUGUAUAAUCAUUUUCUUGUUCUGGUAUCCUUUAUGUAAGUUUAACUGUAACCUGUUUAUUACUGACCACAUGCCAAGUGAUAGCAUAACACAAAACACUUCUAUCCCUGUGUGGUGGUGAACAGUAAGGGUUAACUGAUCCUGCUCAGUGUGCUGAGGACAUUUCUUCAAUAGUUUAUAGGCUUAAGCAGUUGCUACUUUAUGAAACCAGAAUCUUUUGCACAUGAACGCUUGUUGAUAAUACAUAAGUGCAAUCACAAAUCAGUAGAUCCUAGUACUAAUGCUGGAAAAAUAUAGUUUUACUUAUUGCAGCAGAAGCCAAUGUGCUCACUCGUUAGUGUGCAUUAAUUAUAAGGAAAAAUGGUUGUAUUAUCACAAUGGCAAAUGCUUUGUAGGUGUUACACUAAUGUAACAAGUGAUGUGUGUAUACAGUACCUGUAAAAUGUUGGACCAAAAUGUCCUCUAAUCUAAAAAUAAACUGUUCUCCUGUCUCUA